Molecule: messenger RNA, 3318 nt
Organism: Coffea arabica (coffee)
Lineage: Eukaryota; Viridiplantae; Streptophyta; Magnoliopsida; Gentianales; Rubiaceae
Product: 1,4-alpha-glucan-branching enzyme 2-2, chloroplastic/amyloplastic-like
Biological process (GO): glycogen biosynthetic process; starch metabolic process
Cellular component (GO): cytoplasm
Molecular function (GO): 1,4-alpha-glucan branching enzyme activity; cation binding; hydrolase activity, hydrolyzing O-glycosyl compounds
Source: RefSeq, a predicted model, not a curated record
UCAAUUAUCACUCAAAAUCCCAUCACCAUCCACCUCUUACGUCUACUGCUACUAAUGCUAAUAGAGGUUUUUCACGGUUCUCUCGGGCGCUGGUAGUAGAUUAAAGUAGCACUAGUGUCACUUCCACGAGCAAUAGAUCUACAGCUUUUUGCCGGACCAAGUAAUAAACCCUAAAAUUAUAUUGCUGGAGAGGAAAAAAAAAAAAUGGUGUACUCGUUAUCAGGAGUCCGCUUUCCCACUGUUCCGUCUUCGUCGUCACUGAACAAGUCGGUUCGAGCGAGUUUUAAUGCUGACCGGAAGAUUGAUCAUCUUUCUUUCUUCUUGAGAAACCGCUCUUCUUCACGGAAGAACCUUGCUAGCAGGUUGGCUUUUGACUCUGAAUCCCCUUCCUCUACAGUUGCUGCAUCCGGGAAGAUUCUUGUUCCAGGCAGCAACGUUGAUGAUUCCUCAUCAUCAAAAGAGCCAUCAGAGGUUCUUCAGACGGUUUUAGAAGAUCCUCAGGCUUCUAUUGACGCUUCAAAGAUGGGAAAUGAAAGUGAAAUUGAAGGUGAGGAGAAUUAUAUUGACCACACAGGUGGGUAUGGUGAAGGUGAUGAAGUGCAAGAUUCUGCAUCUUCAUUGCCUGUACAUGAAGAUGAAAAGGUGAAAGGUUUAACAGAUUCGGAAGUGGAGGAGAUGAUUAGUAGAGAAUCAGAACAAGUCAGAAAAAGAACCAUUCCUCCACCUGGAAAUGGGCAGAGGAUAUACGAGAUAGAUCCUCUUUUGAGAAAUUUUAGUGGUCAUCUUGACUACAGGUAUGGUCAGUACCGUAAACUGAGAGACGCAAUAGACAAGUAUGAGGGUGGUUUAGAAGCAUUUUCUCGUGGUUACGAGAAAUUUGGUUUCACUCGCAGUGCCACAGGAAUCACUUACAGGGAGUGGGCUCCUGGAGCCAAGUGGGCAACACUAAUUGGAGAUUUCAACAAUUGGAAUCCUAAUGCUGAUGUCAUGACUCAGAAUGAAUUUGGCGUUUGGGAGAUCUUUUUGCCAAACAAUGCUGAUGGGUCGCCCCCAAUUCCCCAUGGCUCUCGUGUAAAGGUACGUAUGGAUACUCCAUCUGGCCUUAAAGACUCGAUUCCAGCAUGGAUUAAGUUUGCUGUUCAGGCUCCUGGUGAAAUUCCAUAUGAUGGGAUAUACUACGAUCCUCCAGAAGAGGAAAAGUAUGUAUUCAAGCAUCCUCGGCCUAAAAGACCAAAAUCACUCAGGAUAUAUGAGGCUCAUGUUGGAAUGAGUAGUACAGAACCUAUCAUAAAUACCUACGCAAACUUCAGGGAUGAUGUGCUUCCCCGUAUCAAGAGGCUUGGUUAUAAUGCUGUUCAGAUCAUGGCUAUCCAAGAGCAUUCAUAUUAUGCUAGCUUUGGUUAUCAUGUCACAAAUUUCUUUGCACCUAGCAGCCGUUGUGGGACUCCAGAUGAUCUUAAAUCUUUGAUCGAUAAAGCACAUGAGCUUGGUUUGAUUGUUCUGAUGGAUAUUGUGCACAGCCAUGCGUCAAAUAAUACUUUGGAUGGGCUAAACAUGUUUGAUGGCACUGAUAGUUGUUAUUUCCACUCUGGCUCGAGGGGUUAUCACUGGAUGUGGGAUUCUCGUCUCUUUAACUAUGGACACUGGGAAGUGAUAAGGUAUCUUCUCUCAAAUGCAAGAUGGUGGUUGGACCAAUACAAGUUCGACGGCUUCAGAUUUGAUGGUGUGACUUCGAUGAUGUACACUCAUCAUGGCUUGCAGGUUGGAUUUACUGGGAACUACAAUGAGUAUUUUGGAUAUGCAACUGAUGUUGAUGCAGUGGUCUAUUUGAUGCUUGCAAAUGAUCUCAUUCAUGGGCUCUUUCCUGAAGCUAUUACCAUUGGUGAAGAUGUCAGUGGCAUGCCAACAUUCUGCAUUCCCAUUCAGGAUGGUGGGGUUGGAUUUGACUAUCGCCUUCACAUGGCUAUUGCUGAUAAGUGGAUUGAGUUGCUCAAGAAGAGAGAUGAGGACUGGAGAAUGGGAGAUGUUGUUCAUAUGCUAACAAAUAGAAGAUGGUUGGAGAAGUGUGUGGCUUAUGCUGAGAGUCAUGACCAGGCUUUAGUAGGCGAUAAAACUAUUGCAUUCUGGUUAAUGGACAAGGAUAUGUAUGAUUUUAUGGCAUUGGAUAGACCAUCAACUCCUCUAAUUGAUCGUGGAAUAGCAUUGCACAAAAUGAUCAGGCUAAUCACUAUGGGGUUAGGUGGAGAAGGCUAUCUAAAUUUUAUGGGAAAUGAAUUUGGGCACCCUGAGUGGAUAGAUUUUCCGAGGUUUGAUAACCGUCUUCCUGAUGGCAAAGUAGUCCCUGGAAAUAAUAACAGCUUUGACAAAUGCCGGCGUAGAUUUGAUCUGGGUGAUGCGGGUUAUUUGAGAUACCGUGGAAUGCAAGAGUUUGACCAGGGAAUGCAGCAUCUUGAAGAAAUCUAUGGUUUCAUGACUUCGGAGCACCAGUAUAUAUCACGGAAGAAUGAAGGAGAUAGAGUAAUUGUGUUUGAAAGAGGAGAUUUAGUUUUUGUCUUUAACUUUCAUUGGAAUAACAGUUAUUCAGACUACCGGAUUGGAUGCCUCAAGCCUGGGAAAUACAAGGUAGUCUUGGACUCGGAUGAUCCACUAUUUGAAGGUUUCAGCAGAAUUGAUCACAAUGCAGAGUUCUUCACAUCUGAAGGAUGGUAUGACAAUCGUCCUAGAUCAUUUUUGGUUUAUGCACCUGCUCGCACAGCAGUUGUCUAUGCUCCAAUAAAGGAUGAACAGGAGCCUAUUGAUGGAUAAAUGUCCGGCGCCCUGGUUGAAAAAUGCCUUGGUGGUUGUUUUGGCAAAUAACGAAUUUGAAGUCGGAUAUAUGUGAAAGAUGGUCGUUUUGGAGCGCCAUUGCCAGACUGGCAAUUUCUCUUGCUCUGCUCUUUGAAAGGGGAUAUGACGAAGGAGACGUGAGUUAUUCAAGGCAUGGAACUGAUAAUAAUGCUGAGCUUUAGAGCCUAAUAAGUCUAUUGUAGGCAUACUGGCAAAGCUCAGGAGAUAUCAUGUAAAUCAUCUUUUUAUAGCAUAGCCAGGUAGUGAGUGUGAGAGCAGCGAUUUGUUAGUUUGACCUUCGUACAUAGUAUAGCAAACUGGACUUGUUGGUUUUGAGGGUCUUUUGGUGGGACCGUGGUACAAGCAUCAGUCUUGUAUUGAUGUUUCCUUAGGCCCAUGCGUCAGGAUGUUUUAUUUUUGGAUGAUGUUUCUGUUUUUGUUUUCAUUUUGGGAUAUUUGCUUUCCUUUGUUAGGUUUCUGCCGUUUUGACUC